Leptinotarsa decemlineata (Colorado potato beetle) is the source of this 1620-nucleotide messenger RNA. RefSeq names its product N-acetylneuraminate lyase. Gene Ontology annotation, molecular function: lyase activity. The record is from RefSeq and is a predicted model, not a curated record. NCBI's taxonomy places the organism in Eukaryota, Metazoa, Arthropoda, Insecta, Coleoptera, Chrysomelidae.
AAGAAGAAGAAAACGAAUGAGGUUAUGACAAUAUUUUGACAGAUGACAUACAAGCCAAAGGCCUUUGAGCAUAUAAACAAAAUGGAAAACGAUAAAAAUGCUAAUAAAUCCAAUAAUAUAGAAAUCAUAGAGAUAAAUUUAGUAGAAUCUAAUGAAAACAAGGAAGAUUCUGCAGUACCAAAAACAGCAAAGGAUUUGUUUUCGGAUUUUAAAGCUUCUGAUGAAUCUGAUUUUGAACCAAAUGAGAAUGAAGCAACAGAUUCGGAUUCAGAUGAGCCCCUGUCGAAAAGGAUGAAAACAAAAAAGAAAGCAGAGUUGAAAAAAAAGAUCAAAGAAGAGGAUCCUCUUAAAAAAAAGAAAAGUUAUACCCAAAAAUAUAAGAAGGAAUGGGAGAGCAUACCUACAGUUAAACCUUGGAUAUCGGAGAGUAUACAUGGGCCUCAUUAUUUUUACUGCAGAUUCUGCAAAAAGGACUACAAAUGUGGUAAAACGGAGAUAUUCAAACAUAUGAGUGCCAUGAAACAUAAAAAGCAUCUGAGUAGUACCAACCAAUCAGUACAGAAUAAAUUCAUGUUCAGAGGCUUAUUAUGUCCCACUAUUACGCCGUUCGUUAAAAGCAGAGGGAAAGAAGUCAAUUUUAAAUUAAUUGGACCAUAUGCAAAGUUCUUGAAAGCCUGUGGUGUGAAAGGAAUAUUAUUGAACGAUGUAGCUGGUGAAGGUAUGUCUUUGACUACUGACGAGAGGAAACAACUCUUGGAGUAUUGGUACGAUAUUUGCAAAGAAAAAAACCAGUUUCUCAUGGUUCAAGUUGGUGGAGCACCAUUGAAGUGUGUCAUUGAUAUGGCAAUGCAUGCAGAAAAACUCAAAGUAGGGGCCAUUGUUCUCAUGCCGGAUCUGUACCAUCGGCCAAAAAAUCAUUUGGAUCUUAUCCGAUAUAUAAAAAUUAUAUCAGAUUAUACACAUAAAAUUCCAAUACUUUAUCACCAUUAUCCGAAGUACACGCAAUUAUAUAACAUUGAUAUGACUGCGUUUCUGUUGGACAUAACAGGAGAAAUAGAAUCAUUUGUAGGUGUGAUAUAUAGUACAAACGAUCUACAGGACGGUUUAACUGCCCUUACCCUAAAUCCUGAGAAGUAUGUCGUCUUCAUGGGAACUGAUGAGGUAAUGUUGGGUGCUGUAGCUAGUGGGUUCACCUGCAUAAUGGGAAACAGUAUUAACAUUCUGCCGAAAUUGGCGGAAUCAAUAUGUCAGUGCAUCAAAGAUGGAGAAAUUAAGAGUGCCCAAGCGUCUCAGAAUCUGUUGAAAAAAGCUGUUGACAAUAUAUAUUGCAAUGGUGACAUGGUUGCUACUUUGAAGGCGGCUAUCAGUAUCAUGACCAACUUACCGGUAGAAACUGUGAGGGAACCUCUUCAGACAUUGUGGGAUGGAACCAUAACAAAAAUGAGAAAUAAGUUGCAUGAAAUUGGUAUAAUAUAAGCUCUUUUCAGUGUGGAUAGUAUCGCCAUCUAAUUUAUCGAGUAUUAGUGUAAUGUGCAGAUGAUUUUUAUACUUUUAACUUUGGGAUGUAAUGAGAUGUCUGCAAAAUUUUGUAAAUAAAUUAAAUAUACAAAUUUGAUUCUU